AUGUGCCUCUUCAGGACAGAACGUGAAGACCAUUACGUGCGCAACUGGGACAACCCGGACCCGCACAGGAGCUACUACUCCGCACACCCGGACGGCGUCAACGCUGUGCAAGCGCGCCUCCCAGAGGAGAGUUUCAGCUCCCGACGACGUAGCCACUCGCGACGGCGCUACAGCGAAAUCGAAUAUGUGCAGGAGCGGCCGCGGAGAAGCACCCAGUAUAUUGAGUAUGACAGGAGGGAAGUUGAGUACGUGCCGCGCAGGGAGCUGGAGUACUACCCGGCGCGACCGCGAAGUAGCACGAGUAGCGUUAGUUUACCUAGGGGCUAUGUGAAAGAGGUUAGACCGAGACGCUGA
This is a messenger RNA of Verruconis gallopava, 354 nucleotides long. RefSeq lists its product as uncharacterized. The transcript has a single exon. The coding region runs from base 1 to 354 and encodes 117 amino acids. The record is from RefSeq and is a predicted model, not a curated record. NCBI's taxonomy places the organism in Eukaryota, Fungi, Ascomycota, Dothideomycetes, Venturiales, Sympoventuriaceae.